This is a messenger RNA of Vitis riparia (riverbank grape), 865 nucleotides long. RefSeq names its product snakin-1-like. The record is from RefSeq and is a predicted model, not a curated record. The coding region runs from base 116 to 481 and encodes 121 amino acids. Lineage: Eukaryota; Viridiplantae; Streptophyta; Magnoliopsida; Vitales; Vitaceae. The transcript is spliced from 2 exons.
GUAUACUUUUUAAACUCCCAUUAAGCCAGUAUAAAUACCACUUAAGACUCCCACAAGCAAGCCAAACAGAUCAUUCUUUUCUUCCCUACUACCAUCACAGUCUGAGGUAGAGAAGAUGAAGCAGUUUGCCUUCCCAACUUUGUUACUGGUUUCACUGCUACUGAGCUCCAUUUUCCUUCAACCUACAGUGGCUGGUCCACCCACCACAGCUGCUCCGCCUACCAAGCCUGCACCGCCGACCAAACCUGCACCGCCUACCAAGCCUGCACCACCUACCAUGCCUGCUCCAAUGAAAGGUUUCUGUGAUUCAAAGUGUGGGGUGAGGUGCGCAAAUGCAGGAGUGUAUGACCGUUGCGUCAAGUACUGUGGGAUAUGCUGCCAGGAGUGCAAGUGUGUUCCUUCAGGGACCUAUGGGAACAAGUCAGAAUGCCCUUGCUACAGAGACAAGUUGAACUCCAAGGGCAAGCCUAAGUGCCCUUGAUUUUUCCUUGUUAGGCCCCCCAUUUUUCUCCUAGUUCACAGGUCUUUGAUUAGCUUUAUUGGAGUUGUCUUCUUACUUUUGUGGUUACAAGUGGAAAAAAAAAAAAAAAUCUAUUCAAAAUUAUGUUCUCAAAAAGUAAGAAAACUGCUUCUCAUAAAGCUGAUUAAAGGAUAUGGAAAUAAUUAAUAUUCAUGUAACUUCUUGAGUAAGUGGGCAGAGAGAUUGUCCUGGUGUGCCUUGUGUUGAUGAUGGUGCUCAUGUCCAGCUCCUCUUGGAUUUGUGAAAAUUUUAGUUUGUGUUUUGGGAUUAGUUUUUGAUACAGUCUCUGUUUAUACGCAUCUUCUUAUAUUUCCCAUGCUAAUAAUAAGAGUCAUAUUCUUCGAA